GAGGCCACCGAAGCUUUGCGAGAAGCCGCGUCCCUUGCGCCCGACCGCGCCGAGUUGCACUACAACCUUGGAACAGCUCUGAGUGCUCAGAGCCGGCAUCAUGAGGCCCUGGCAGCCUACGAAAAUGCCCUGGGCCUCCGGACCGAGUUUCCAGCCGCCCACUUCAACCUCGCCAGGAGCUCUUUGGCUUUGGCUAACGAUGCCAGCAGAGACGAGGGCGACUUCUGGAAGCCGGAGGCGCGGCAAUCUCGCCUCGAGACUGCCCUGACGCAUCUCCAGCUUUCUGGCAGCCGCGAGGCGAAGGACCUGGCCGAGACUUUGAAAUCCUUGGAAGAGGUCUUUCACCAGCUCGGCCGCAAGGAGGAGGCCUGGGACGCUUAUCGGCAGUUGCUGGCCUUGGCGCCCCAGCAAGGGCUGAAGGUGCGGCGGCACGAAACCUGCGAAACCCUGGCCUUGUGGCUUGAGGACAGACUGCUGGAGUUGGAGGCACCGGCUGACAUCAUCUACCCAGAACUGUCCUCUGGCUUUCGCCAAGAGCUUUGUGCCCGGCAGAAGGCGUCGGAGACGCGGAGCUCCGAGGUGCAACAAAGGACAUUUCACUCCGAGUUCCAGCAGAACGGUUUUGCGAAGCUUCCACGAGAACAGAUACCUCUCAGUGACGAAGCCAUUGCCUCGGUGGCUGAAUACUUCAAUGCAGUGCACAAGGCUGGCGGUUUCUAUCGAGACUCGAAGAAG
This is a messenger RNA of Symbiodinium sp. CCMP2456, 735 nucleotides long. The record is from the annotation of a GenBank genome assembly. Lineage: Eukaryota; Dinophyceae; Suessiales; Symbiodiniaceae.